AUGACAUCUUCUGAUGAAGAUGUACCGUUACAGGAAUCACAUGUUCACCUCAAAACGCCAAAAUCAAAGCUUGCUAAAGCUAUGACUUGGAUGAAAUCAGCAACAUUAGAAGAAUAUUUUCGAUUAUUAGGCGGUAUAAUCGGUUCUAAUCCGUUAUCAUUUAUUAUAGCAGGAGCUAUAUUAUGUGGUUUGUCAGUAUUCAUGGUGAAUCUUCAUCUAAAAGAUAAUGUUCGCGAUGGUUAUACUCCAAGUACUUCGCGAUCGCGUUUGGAAACUAAUUUAUAUAGAGAAUUUUUAAAUUCUGAUGGAGAUCCCACGAUGACAACCAUUCUAAUGAGGGCGAGAGAUAAUGGCUCUAUGCAUCGAAUGGAGUAUUUAGCUGAAGCGGUACAACAAAUGGUUUAUAUAUCUAAAAAUUUAUCAGUGGAGAAAGACGAUCACAUUGUAACUUAUGAUCAGUUCUGUGGACUCUAUUGUAAGGCAAACCAAGUAGUCUCAUACUUCUACUUAGCUCUUGUGGAAAAAAUGAAGAGUGAUUCUCCGAAUCUGGUUCUCACGUAUCCAAUAGCUCGACUGAAUGAAGUGAAGAUGCAUCUAGAACGUAACUUCUAUGGAGUGCGAACAGUUGAAAACUAUACAGUAACAAACAUUGAACAUAUUGAACUUGUUGCUAUGUCUUUCUUAGCAGAAGUUAAGACCAUCGCUGACAUGGACCGUUUGAAUGCUUGGGAAUUAGCUGUCUACGAAUACUGUACCCAGUACUCGUCGUCUCCUGAUAAUCAAAUGGAAAUGCUGGUUAUUGGGGCUGAAAUUGUUGACACCGAAAUGAACAAGGAUGGCCAGCGAAUGACUCCUUACUUUGCGACAGGAUUUGUUGCUAUGUUUGCUUUUGUAUUUGUAACAGUGUUCGUAUCAGCAGCCUAUUUUGAUAGGUUGACGUUUAAGAUACCAUUUGCUGCUUUCGCAUGCGCUCUCGUUCCGAUUCUCGCCAUCACCACAACUCUUGGAUUAUCGACAUUAAUAGGAAAUCGAACUAAUUCUCUAAUGCUAAUUAUGCCUUUCUUAAUAAUGGGAAUAGGUGUCAACGACUCUUUCCUCACUUUACAUUCAUGGCUUCGACAGCCUUUAACGUUCUCUCCUAAGGAGAGAAUAGCUCGUGUUCUCUUAGAAGUUGGACCUUCUAUAACAACGACAACACUAACAAACGUAGUUACUUUCAUGAUUGGAUGGUUCACUCCAACAGAAGAGAUUUCAAUCUUCUGUCUUGGAAGUGCUUUAGCCUUAGGAUUCGCUUAUAUUUAUACUCUUAUAAUAUAUUGUCCUAUAUUAUACUACUGCUCACAGCCCAAGGUUGAUGGAAUUGAAGGGAAAGAGAAAAACAGCUGUCGAAUCAAGACGAAACGUUUUUUGAAAUCAUUUGUCCAUUAUUACUGCCGACUUCUGGAGUACAGACCGUUUGUGAUUAUGCUUGUUAUAGGAUCUCUUUUCUAUUGGUAUUUCGGAAUAAUUGGUAGUAUUUCUAUGAGUGCCAAACUUGAUACCGGCAAGAUUCUUCCAAUGGAAUCACCUGUUCGCCGUCCAAACCGAUUCAUUGAGGGUGUAGUGUGGAAAGAGUACUAUCCAGUUACCAUCAUAGUCAAUAACCCUGUUGAUAUCGGAGACGAGAAACAGCUCAAUCGUGUCCUUAGUAUGGUUAAUGAUUUUGAAAAUAUUCCGACAUGUAAAGGAACAAACUUCACUACAUUCUGGCUACGAGACUAUCAAGAAUACUUUACGGAUACCGCCAACAACCUUUUUGAUUAUUAUGACGAUGAUGCCGAAAUGAAAGUCGAUAACCGCCCAUUUGGCUUCAGUAAGUUGAGUGCAUUCUUCAAACACAUUCUCUACAGCCAUAAUCUGGCUUUCGUCAAAUAUGACCCUGAAGCUAAAAUUCCUGUCCGAAAAUUUUCACUUCUUGUUGUCUAUGAAAACAGCACAUCUUGGGACAAUCGUAUCGAAUUAAUGCAAGAAUGGAGAAAAAUCGCUGAUAAUUAUAAAGACCUCAACGUAUCGGUAUGGAAUGUGAAUGCUAUGUUUGUAGAUCAGAUGCUCAGUCUGAAACAACUAACUUUCCAAACAUGCUUCUUAACAUUGGCAUGUAUGGUUGUUGUUUGCGCCGUGUUUAUACAGAACCCAAUAAGUGUCAUUAUGGCCACACUGUCAAUCGCUUCCAUUAGUUUAGGAGUUAUGGGAUAUUUAUCUUUCUGGCAUUUGGACUUGGAUCCAGUUUCUCUCUGUGCCAUCUUGAUUAGCAUAGGAAUGGCUGUUGAUUUUGUGGCUCAUACCGCCUAUCACUAUCAGUUGAGUUUCCGACAUGUAUGCAGAAAUGGAAUUGAUAUGGUAGUUCCAAUCAAUACCCCAUAUGAAAGAUUAACAAACUCAAUCACGAAUAUUGCUUGGCCAAUGUCACAAGCUGGAAUAUCCACUGUGAUAUGUAUCUUACCUUUAGUUCUUUUGAAAAAUUAUAUUCCAUUAGUGUUCGUGAAAACAAUUACAUUAGUUGUCAUUUGGGGUCUGUUCCACGGUCUAGUCCUACUGCCAUCGCUCCUUUCACAAAUUCCUGCUGAAUAUCUCACAUAUAAUUGUUAUCGAAGCAUGUUCACAUCAUCUUCAAACCUUAAGAAUAAUCAAGAAUUAGCUCCUUUGAGCAAAGCCUAA
Molecule: messenger RNA, 2697 nt
Organism: Auanema sp. JU1783
Lineage: Eukaryota; Metazoa; Nematoda; Chromadorea; Rhabditida; Rhabditidae
Source: the annotation of a GenBank genome assembly